CUUGUAAAGUUUCUCUUUUUCUUAAAAGUUGCUCUUUGACGAGACUCGCAUCAGAGCGGGAGACAAGGUUCUUGACGAGUGUCGACAUAUCAGUGCUGGUCACCUACGUUGCCACAAUCUCGUUAUUGCUUUCGGGCUGUCUGUCUGUUCUGAAUAGCUUCUCCUUCUUCGGUGGCGGGCUGGACCGAUUGUGUCUGGUUUUAACUUGAACAUAUCCUUCUUUUCUUGACAGGUAGAUAGGAAACAAACAUCGAGCCUGAUACUCUUUUCACUAUCCUCGACGACGUUGCUCUCACUUCACAGCAGUUCCCAUUCCGCUUUCGAAAGACGAAGAAGACAACCAACCGUCGUCGCCAUGCCAAUAUUCCCCUUCGCACCCACCACCGCUCUCGCCCUCCUCUCCGAGCGAGCAGCAAGCCCCCGACUUCCCGUACCACACGCAGCCUACAACUUCUCCUCCACUAACUCCUCCUCCAACUCCUCUUCUCCCUCUCCCUCCUCCAACUACACCCUCGUCGACCUCUUCAACGCCCAAAACUUCUUUUCCGAAUUCGCCUUCUUCAACGGCCCCUCCGAUCCCACCCACGGCUUCGUCCAAUACGUCUCAGACUACCAAACCGCCACCGACACCGGUCUAGUCGGCUACGCGCCUGACGGCGUCAUGUUGGGAGUCCAUUACAUCAACAAGUAUAUUUCUUCUUCUUUUUCUUCUUCCAAAAAUGCUGCUUCACCCCACGGCCGGCCCUCGGUUCGCGUAACCUUCAAAAAGACUUACACGGAGGGAUUGUUCAUUGCGGAUAUCUAUCAUAUGCCCUCGGGCCUCUACGAUCACGAUGACGACGGUACUUACAAGUCUUCCCGUGAUGACUCCUCCUCCUGCGGCCUCUGGCCCGCCUUCUGGACCUUCGGCCCCAACUGGCCCGCCUCGGGCGAAAUCGACAUUCUCGAAGGGGUAAACACGCAAUCAACAAACUCCAUCACCUUACACACCUCCGGGACAAAAAGCACCAAAAAAGGAUCGGAGGGGGGAGGGACAUGUAACAUUUCCUCCACGGGUUCGUCGGCUUCGGAUACCAAGCUUGCUGAUGCGGAUUGCGCGAGUAACACGGGGUGUAAGCAGGAUACUACUACGGGACAUGGGAGUAGUGAUGGAGGAGUGGGAAAAAACGGAACGGGGAAUAAUUAUAGGGUUGGGUUUAAUAAAGGCGGAGGAGGGAUUUAUGCUGUUGAGUGGUGGUCUUCUUCUGAUGUUGUUGUUGUUGGGUCGGGUGAUGGUGGUGGGAAUCACGACUCGAGUAGUGGUGAUGGUGGUGGUGAGAAUAAGGAUAAAGGAGGAGGAUCAACAGGCUUCAUCAAAGUCUGGUUCUUCCCGCGCGGAUCCGAUCUGGCGACGAAACUAGCCGGAAACACAACAACGACAACUACUACUACUACUAGAGGGAUUGCAUCUUCCUAUUCUUCCUCUUCGUCUAAGAACAUGACCGCAGGCGGUGUUGUUUCUUCUGCAACACCGGGGGCGGACCCGUCAAAUUUCGGAACGCCGCUGGCCGCCUUCGUAUUUGAUCGUGGCUGUUCACUCCGGGACCAUUUCAAGAACCACAGCAUCGUUUUUAACACGGCGUUUUGCGGAGACUGGGCGGGCGCGGUAUGGGAUAAGAACCCGACGUGUAAGGGGUUGGCGAAAAAGUGUGAGGAUUAUGUGGGAGCGAAUCCGGGUCAGUUCAAGGAGGCGUAUUGGGUUGUCAAUUCGAUCAAGGUUUACCAGCGACACGGCAGGAAGAGUUGAGAAAGGUAGGCCAAGAAGAUUAUGUCUUACUUUAGCAUCAACUAGAAAGGGAGGUGAGAGG
Messenger RNA from Neurospora tetraspora, 1847 nucleotides. RefSeq names its product concanavalin A-like lectin/glucanase domain-containing protein. The record is from RefSeq and is a predicted model, not a curated record. The transcript has a single exon. Lineage: Eukaryota; Fungi; Ascomycota; Sordariomycetes; Sordariales; Sordariaceae. Bases 356 to 1786 code for a protein of 476 amino acids. Gene Ontology annotation, biological process: glucan catabolic process.